GACUGACAAUUACAAAAAAACAUUAAGAUAUUUCCUUAUGAUUUAACAGAACACAACAAAAAACAUGCUUAAUGUCGUCCAAAGCCUUCAACAAUUUACCAAGAAAAGAAAAAAGAAUCCUUUCGCGAACAUAUUAUUUUUAUUGAUAAGUUGUUUCUGGUAAUUUCGCAGCCCAAUUUUCAAGAGUAUGGAUAAAAUGUUAAAAUACUUUCCACAAUGUGUUUCAGGACUCAAAUUCAGAUCUUAGUAACUGGGUUAACCGUAUUCCCUCUAACCUCCUCCCUUCUUCUCAUAAGCGCCCUUCUUCAAAUAAGCGCCUCCAUUAGAAACGCUGUUUUCUGUUUCCUUGUUAACAUUUUUCAAACUUUUUAAUAAACACUCCUAAUAAGGCAAAAAUUGCAGUAGAGUUGCACCGGUCAAUUUAUAUGGAAUCCUUUUGACUAACUACUAUCAGUAAAAUUUUGUAUCCCUACAGAUCAAACUAAAUGUGAUAGUGCCCUUGAAAUUAAAAUUUCUCUGUCACACAAAAAAUUUCUUGAUCUAAACUGCGCCAUUUUGUUGUUGACGUCAAUGAUAAAAAAAUCAAUUUGACGUCACAUAUCUAUAAGUACUUUUUAAUUCUUGACAGCAAAAUAGACGGGACAGAACCUUUAAAAUGAAAAUUAGUAGAAUAGAAGCAGAAAAAUUUGUGUGUAUGACCAAAACAAACGGGAUGUCUUUACGAGAUUCUAUUAAAACCACCCUUGAUCGAGUGUUAACAGAACGGCCAAGAAAUGCUGCUGAAAUUAUUGAAAAUAUUUGGCAACAACAAGAUAAAGAUGGUAAACUAACUGCCACAGAAAGCAGUUCGGCGACAUCUCAGUUUGCACAGCUUCAGAUAAAAUUAUUUGACAAAACAAUUGAUGAAGAAACGGCCAUUGCGGAACAAGAAGAUGAAUACGAGAUUCCAAUACCAAAUUUAUCCCUUUUAUCGUUUUAUUUUGAACAAUCUGGAGUGGGGCUGGGUCAUGAAGAAUUGUACCGAAUUUUAUUAUCCAUGAAGAAAUUGGCAUUGGAAAACAACAUUUCUUCAGCACGUUUUUGGGGUAAAAUGUUUGGAACAAAACAAAACUACAUCAUUGCUGAAGUGGAAUUUCGUGAGGGUGCAGGAGAUGAUCCAAUCAAUGAUGAAGAACUGGAUCUCGAUGAAGUUGCCAAAGUUUUGGAAAAUAGUGAAGCUCCAGCAGAAGUUAAUGAUUUACCAGAAUCAAAGUGGAAAGAAGAACCAUCUAUUCCAAUGGAGGAGCACCGUGCUGGAGUCAACAAGAACGUGUACUUUAUAUGCAACGAGGCAGGAGAAGCGUGGCACCGCCUCCCUCAUGCUACUCCAGCUCAGAUUGUCGCUUCACGUAAGAUUUGCAAACUUCUUACUGGAUGUUUAGAUUCCAGCAUGGAAACAUGUCCACCAUUUCCUGGCAACGAGGCUAAUUACCUUCGUUCACUGAUUGCUCGAAUCUCAGCAUCGACACACAUUAGUCCAACAGGCUAUUACAUGUUCGGAGAGGAAGAAGAUGGAGAAGACGACAUCAACGAUACUUGCCUCAAAAAUCUAGAAUUUGUAGGUCUAUCUUCAAAAGAAUUGAAAGAUAUUUCAAUGAGUAGUUGGGUACAUCAUAAACAGUUUAUUUUGCCGCAAGGAAGAUGUUCGUGGUACAAUCCCUACAUGAAGCAAGAUGGAGAUGAGGAGGAUUCGGAUGAAGAGGAGAAUACUCAGAGCAUCAAAGCAGAAGGUGGUCCGCCAUUACUUUCUACUGCUGCUAACGACAAGCAUCACCAUGUCGCUGCAUGGUCUUCUGCUUUGUCAACAAAUUUGAUGUUGAAAUACGCAGUGUUUGUUGCCAGGUCCAACAUAUGGCCGGGUGCAUAUGCAUUUGCAAAAGGAGAAUUUUAUGAAAAUGUUUACAUCGGUUGGGGAAAGAAAUACUCGUCGAAAUGUUUUAAUCCGUUUUGUCCUCCCCCUGCUUUCGGGGAAUAUAAGCAUGAUUUGAACGUUGAGGAAAUGGAAGAUCCUGACGUUGAUAUGGAGAAUGCUGCAAGGAAUGACAACGGUGCGGAUGAGAUUGAUUCCACGAAUGAAAACGAGAACGCCGAAGACAUGUAGAAAUUUUUAGUUGAAAAUAAAAUGUAUGUUUAAUCUGAA
Messenger RNA from Hydractinia symbiolongicarpus, 2179 nucleotides. RefSeq names its product radial spoke head protein 4 homolog A-like. The transcript has a single exon. NCBI's taxonomy places the organism in Eukaryota, Metazoa, Cnidaria, Hydrozoa, Anthoathecata, Hydractiniidae. Gene Ontology annotation, cellular component: radial spoke; axoneme. Gene Ontology annotation, biological process: axoneme assembly; cilium movement involved in cell motility; cilium assembly. Bases 656 to 2140 code for a protein of 494 amino acids. The record is from RefSeq and is a predicted model, not a curated record.